AAACUUUACUGAAAGGUAGAUGCGUUUAGGGUUGUGAUUUGCCAUCUCGAAUUUGAUUUUGUGACUCCCUCUCUGGACCGGAAAAAUGUAUGCAGCUAUUACGCUCUUCGUCUUCAUGUGCUUGGCUGCCACCACCCAUGCAGAUCACCAUCAGCCUUGCCAUGCACCCAAUAUGACAGGAUUCAUGUCCGUGCUAGCGCUUAAGGGUGAGCUGAAAGCAUACGGGGCAUUCACUUACGAUUCAAUGGGCAAGAAACUACGGUUCAGAUCAAACGAGAGCCACCCCGUGAACACAUCAAUGGGUUUGGAUCUGCUGAUGUUUUUCGAUGAGGGAAUCUUCUACGAGAUUGACAGCAAAAACCAGAGCUGUGAGAAAAAAACAUUGCAAUGCAGCCAGCACCCUCUCGAUAUCCCGGAUGAUGCAACAUUUAUGUCUACAGCAAACGGUGGCAGUCCAUCCAUCGAAGGGGAGGGAUUAAAAGUCAAUGUAUGGACAGGAUCAAUGGCAGACCUGAAAGGCCAUUACUCCAUGUCUGUAACCAUGGGAUGUCUGCCUGUGUGGACGUUCUACUUCCAUGAGUCUUCUUCAUUCUUUGUCAGUCUCACGGAGGUUGAACUCGAGAUCAAGGAUCCUGACCUGCUCGUGGUGCCCUCCUUUUGUCUGGCCCAGCCUCUGGAGGAGACACCUGAAGGGACAGUCAAUAGCUUCCUCAAUGAGUUCAUGUAGAUGAAACCUCGCCAGCAGAAAACCAAACCCCUAUCCAAGUGUGGCCAGAACUUUAGACUUUUCUCUGCUUUUCAUGUGUGACUCGAAUUUUUCUUGUGACACUGCACUACAUCACGUCUGUUUCCAUCACAUCUUCCACUCCCCUGUAUGGCUUUGAAUGGAUCAUCAUGUAUACAUACACUUUGAUGUAAAAGAAAGAGAUAUGUCAUGGAUUAUAGAAUUAGUUAUAAUUACUAACAGUUUGGUGGCUUUUCAAGUUGGUACUGCUUACAAAACCUGUAAGAUAUGAUUAAUGGAAAAAUAAAAUGUCAAAGCUGUCAA
Molecule: messenger RNA, 1048 nt
Organism: Cottoperca gobio
Lineage: Eukaryota; Metazoa; Chordata; Actinopteri; Perciformes; Bovichtidae
Gene: epd
Product: ependymin
Exons: 6
Coding region: 86-727 (213 amino acids)
Biological process (GO): cell-matrix adhesion
Cellular component (GO): extracellular region; lysosome
Molecular function (GO): calcium ion binding
Source: RefSeq, a predicted model, not a curated record